This is a messenger RNA of Alosa sapidissima (American shad), 1189 nucleotides long. Its product is annotated as trafficking regulator of GLUT4 1. The coding region runs from base 378 to 1055 and encodes 225 amino acids. The record is from RefSeq and is a predicted model, not a curated record. The transcript is spliced from 5 exons. NCBI's taxonomy places the organism in Eukaryota, Metazoa, Chordata, Actinopteri, Clupeiformes, Clupeidae. Gene Ontology annotation, cellular component: membrane.
CACACACAUACCAUACCUUGCGCAAGGCAGCAGAGCAGAGCACUGACGCCUCCUUCUGACAUACAGUAGCGCGAGCUCACCCUCACGCCUUCGUCUUUCUACAGAAAAUAACUUCGGCAAACACGGGAGAUUCGUCUCAACACUUUAUUUAUUUUUAAUUUAAUUGUUUAACUCAGUUUAAUUCUCAGUUCCCAGCAUCCUGCACACACAUUCCACUAUUUAUCGGUCGUGUGUUUGUGCGGGCUGAGGCGGUCUUUGUUUCGGGACACGAGUUUGGGACUUGACGCGGAGGUCCCGCGGAAUGCGCCUGUAGCGCUGGAAACGAAGUCUAGAAGAUAACUUUUGUGUGAGAUCGCUGAGGUGGCCAGUAGUCCAGCAUGGCUUCAGACGGUGAUGAUGCCACUCAGCCCUCUACUGCCGCCUCUGGUGUGGAGGAGGAACAGGCUCCCCCAUCCACCAAUCAGCAGCUAGCAGGAGAGCCAGACCACACCCCCAUCUCCUCCCAAACUGCCAGUCAGGGCGCACCUCCAGUUUGUGAUGUCAUCAUCUCUGAGCCUGAAGCCCCGCCCAAAGAACAGCUCUCAGUCAUUUCGGAGGCGACAGAGACCAGUAACGGGGCGUGUCCUGUGCUAGACUCCUCCCCCAUCUCUCUCUCUCCCGCCCCUCAGAAGCAGCACACUAAACCAGGAGGUCAUCACCAUGGUAACGGGAGGGCACGCCUGGGCAGUCGCGCGUCCGUCAGCUACGCGGGGUCUCCACGCCCCUCACUAACACGCCGGGCCAGUGACAACACUGAGGCCGUCACCGACGGCAACAAGCCCAACGAUUACCUCAUCUUCACAAUCCUGGCCUGUUUCUGCCCCGUCUGGCCAAUCAACAUCGUGGGCCUGACCUUCUCUGUCAUGUCCCGUAACAGUCUGCAGCAGGGUAACGUGGAUGGAGCAAGGCGACUGGGCCGGAACGCCAAAGUUCUCUCCAUCGUGUCAUUUGUGGGCGGCGUCAUCAUCAUCGCCAUGGCGAUCGCUGUCAACUGGGGUAUACUGCUGAAGUCCUGAGUGUCGUCAUGACAACUAGCAGCUUCGAACCCCAUGAAACACUUGCACUCCUUCACCCCAAAACUCUCACUGCUCUUCUUUUCUCCUCUCUUCUCUCCUCCUCCUCUCCCCUCUCUCCUCUCCUCUUCUCUUCU